UAUUGAGCUAGCUGGCUGGGCAAUGGGCAUGGGAGAUCCCUUCCCUCUUACAUCUCCAAGACUCCAAUCACCCCAAGCACGUGACUCACCACCCAGCAGGCCACCACCCCUUUCGCUCUCUCUCUUGACUCAAUCUUAUUAGUUAUUUACUUCUCUGUUCUCUGACUUCUCUCCCAAACCCACCAAAAGCCCAUCGCUUUCCAUUAAUCCAAAAUUCCAAAUCCGUUAUUAACCCAUACAAACAAUUCUCUCUCUCUUUCUCUACGUUUCCUUGUUUGCAUCACAUCACACCUUGUUCCUGUCGUUUUCUAUAACCACUCUUCACUUGGGCGUCCGCACGCCUGUUUAAUGCCUUGGCCGCUAGUCGUCGUUAGAAUAAUGAUUAGCCACUGAAAAUCGAAUGCCACUGAAGGACAACCCCGUUUUGCGUUUCAAACCGAAUGCUUGGAUCUCGUGCCUGGCGGUUGCAUGGCCCUCAACUUGAAAUGGUUGAGGCUACAAAACAAGUAGGCAUUCAAUUCAAUGAUUUGUGGUUUAAUAACUUCCUUAAACUUUCGUACAUCUUUUAUGGGUUAAGAAGUGUGGCAAAAUGGUUUUUCAUUCCAAGUAUAUAAGAACAUGGAGGAGACACAAGAAGAUGCAGGGCAGGCAACGCAAAGGCCAUCCAGCAUGUCAGCGUGGCCUUCAGAUUUUGCUGGAAAAUUUGGAUCUGUUUCUUUGGAUUCUCAAGAAACCUUAAAUGAUAGUGACUCACAUAGACAUUCUAAUGAAGAUGUCAUGUCACCACAUAAAGCAUCACAGAUUCUCUGGCACACUGGAAUGCUUUCAGAACCAAUACCAAAUGGUUUUUAUUCAGUUAUUCCGGAGAAAAGACUCAAGAAAUAUUUCGAUGAUAUUCCUACUUUGGAUGAGCUUCAGGCUUUGAGUAUAGAUGGUUUUAAGGCUGAUAUCAUUCUUGUGGACACAGAGAAAGAUAGAAAGUUAUCCAUGUUGAAGCAACUAAUUGUGACAUUGGUCAAAGGAUUGAACUCAAAUCCAGCUGCAACGAUUAAGAAGAUAGCUGGAUUAGUUUCUGAUUUUUAUAAGCGACCAAAUGCAGAAAGUCCCGCAAAAGCUGCACUAGAGGAGCCCUCCCAUGUGUUUGAAAAUUGUGGUGUCCAGUUGCUGGGGCAGAUAAGGCAUGGUUCAUGCCGUCCUCGAGCUAUCUUAUUUAAAGUAUUAGCAGACACUGUAGGUCUUGAAAGUAGGCUUAUGAUGGGUUUCCCAAAUGAUGAAGCUGCUGAAUGUAUAGACUCUUACAAGCAUAUGUCUGUGAUGGUUGUAUUAAAUUCUGUGGAGCUGCUGGUUGAUCUCAUGCGUUUUCCUGGCCAAUUGUUACCACGAUCAACCAAGUCAAUUUUUAUGACACAUAUAUCUGCAGCAGGAGAGAGUGAUUCAGCCGAAAAUGAUUCUUGUGAUUCACCAUUGGAACCAAACAGUCCUUUGUAUGGGGUUUCAGAGAGUGUUGAAAGGGAAAACUUUCAGUUCCGAAGAAAAUUUGAAGGGUCUUCAAAUGUGUCAGGCCUCUCCUUGAGAAAUUUGAUGUUACGAUAUCCCAGUCUUGAAAGGAAAAUGAGUUUGUCUCAUAGUGAACCCAACAUUGCAACUGCAUUUGGUCGGCAUAGUAGGAGAAAGGUCAUUGCUGAACAGAGGACUGCUAAUUCAAGUCCAGAACAUCAAUCAUUUCGAGCACACCGGCGAUCCAUGCUUAGCGGUGAUAGGUUAGGAUUUAGAGAUUUUGCUGAUGACCAGAGCACAUCAAGAUCCAGCUAUAGGUCAGAUGGUGCAUCAUCUUCACAAGUUCGCAGGAUACGAAGAAGUGUCAGUGUUACUCCUGAGAUUGGUGAUGAUAUCGUAAGGGCUGUACGGGCAAUGAAUGAAGCACUUAAGCAAACUCGUCGUCUAAGAGAACAUGGGGAUCAUAGUUCUUUGUCCAAUUCUCUGAAUGAUAGAACGAGUGGUCCAGAUCUUCAGAGAAAUCUGUCAAAUUUCCAUGGUCAUGGUGACAGUUCUCAGAAAGCAAUGUCAUUACCGUCUUCACCGCAUGAUUAUAGAGGACAAGCACCUGAGAGAGGUGGGCCAUCUGGAUAUGGAGUGAAUGCUAAACUGGAGUUGACUUGGAAUAAAGUUCUCGAAUCACAAAUGUUCAACAAUAAACCUCUGUUACCAUUUGAAGAAUGGAAUAUUGACUUCUCGGAAUUAACCGUUGGAACUCGUGUUGGGAUUGGGUUCUUUGGCGAGGUUUUCCGUGGCAUGUGGAACGGCACAAAUGUUGCAAUCAAGGUUUUUCUUGAGCAAGAUUUAACUGCUGAAAAUAUGGAAGAUUUCUGCAAUGAGAUAAGCAUUCUCAGCCGGCUGCGACAUCCUAACGUUAUUCUGUUUCUUGGUGCAUGCACAAAGCCUCCACGUUUGUCAAUGGUUACGGAAUAUAUGGAGGUGGGAUCUUUGUAUUUCUUGCUUCAUAUGAGUGAUCAAAAGAAGAAGCUUAACUGGAAGAAAAGGUUAAAGAUGUUGCGUGGCAUAUGCCGGGGCUUGAUGCACAUCCAUCGUAUGAAGAUUAUUCACCGUGAUGUAAAAAGUGCAAAUUGUCUUGUGGACAAGCAUUGGACAGUGAAAAUCUGUGAUUUUGGACUCUCAAGAAUAGUGACAGAGACUCCCAUGAGAGAUUCUUCGUCAGCCGGAACUCCAGAGUGGAUGGCUCCUGAACUCAUUCGAAAUGAACCAUUCACUGAAAAAUGUGACAUCUUUAGUCUUGGGGUGAUAAUGUGGGAGCUCUGCACCUUGAGUAGGCCUUGGGAAGGUGUACCGCCAGAGAGGGUUGUUUAUGCUGUAGCUCAUGAGGGUUCCAGAUUGGAACUUCCUGAAGGCCCAAUGGGCAGGCUGAUAUCAGAUUGUUGGGCAGAACCGCAUGAGCGACCAAGUUGCGAGGAGAUCCUCUCUCGUUUGGUAGACAUUGAGUACUCAAUGUCUUGAUGCAUUGCUUCAUGUCUUGUACAUACUACAUAGUGAACUUGGGUAGAGUUAUUACAUAGGCUAACGUUGUCGUCGUCGUCUUAAUGAAUUUUGUUCUGUUUUUCUCUCAAGAGGCUGGGGAAACAUGUAAUUUGCAUCGGUCAGUCCGUUCCCGGAUUCCCUACCUUAACUUUCUUUUCAACCAAAUCUGUUAAGCGGGGGUAAUAAAGAAAGUUGUGUUCUAUCCUAUUCUCGCCUCAUCUUUACGACAAAUAAGAAAAAAAUAUUUCUGGUCCAGGUCUAAAAGGAGAGAUUCUAUAAUCUUUUACGGAUUAUGUAACUUUGAGAAGUAAUAAUGCCAUUUGGUUUUUUCACAA
Molecule: messenger RNA, 3368 nt
Organism: Arachis stenosperma
Lineage: Eukaryota; Viridiplantae; Streptophyta; Magnoliopsida; Fabales; Fabaceae
Product: serine/threonine-protein kinase EDR1-like
Exons: 17
Coding region: 619-3012 (797 amino acids)
Biological process (GO): protein phosphorylation
Molecular function (GO): ATP binding; protein kinase activity
Source: RefSeq, a predicted model, not a curated record